Molecule: messenger RNA, 477 nt
Organism: Coffea arabica (coffee)
Lineage: Eukaryota; Viridiplantae; Streptophyta; Magnoliopsida; Gentianales; Rubiaceae
Source: RefSeq, a predicted model, not a curated record
AUGAAUGUGGAAUUCAAGCUGGCAUUAAAUGCUUAUCUAAAGCAGUUGAUUACCUCUCCCGUGCGAUCCCUAACUGAUGCAAUAGUCUUUAAUAAGAAACACUCAAAGUUGGAAAAGAUAAAAAAGUACGGACAAGAUAUAUUUGAGGCAGCAGAGAAAACCAAUGGCAUUGGCAGAAUGGAAAGACAACUACUGCUUAAUUUAACUAGAGCGUCCAAAAAUGGGUUCGAGAAGUUGAUGAAGGAAAAUAAAUUGGAUGCCUUAGUGACGCCUACUGACAAUAUUGUAUAUGCUAUUUCUGCCGGAGGAUACCCUGGCAUAAAUGUUCCAGCAGGUUAUUACACUAAUGGCACCCCAUAUGGCAUUUCUUUUGGAGGGCUAAAAGGAUCAGAACCAAAACUGAUAGAGAUAGCAUAUGACUUUGAGCAAGCCACAAAGAUCAGGAAGCCACCUCCUCUCUCGAGACUGCAUAUUUAG